AUGGGCGAGCGCAAGGUGCUGAACAAACACUACACGAACGACUUCGACCCGGCCAAGAUCCCGCGGCGGCGGCAGCCCAAGAACCGGCAGAUCGUUGUGCGCAUGAUGCUCCCGAUGAGCAUCCGCUGCGGCACCUGCGGGACGUACAUCGCCAUGGGCACCAAAUUCAACUCGCGGAAAGAGGACGCCGCCGGCGAGGCAUACCUGGGCAUACGAAUACACAGGUUCUACAUCAAGUGCACACGCUGCUCCGCCGAGAUCGCCUUCAAGACGGACCCCAAGAAUUCAGACUACGCGGUGGAGUCCGGGGCCAGCCGCAACUUCGAGCCAUGGCGCGAGGCUGACGCUGUGGUGGACAGGGAGAAGAGGAAACGCGCAGCAGAGGAGAUGGGCGAUCAGAUGAGAGCGCUGGAGAACAGAGCGAUGGAUUCCAAGCGGGACAUGGACGGACUCGCCGCUUUAGAGGAGACGCUGUCGAUGAGGUCUAUACAUGCCCGGGUCUCCGCUGACCGGAUGCUUGAGAUUCUGAACCAUUCUUCAUCUACUGCUCAUCACCAAAAUUUAAAGGAGGGAGACGAAGAACUCGUGAAAUCAAUCACUUUCCAUAACUCGGAAGGUUAUGUUAAGCGGAUCAAAGACGACAACGAAGAUUUUCGGUCAGACAUUAACGAGUCUUCUAAAUCAGUGCUAGUUCUUCCUCCAACAGAUGGCUUGACCAAAGCCAGUGGACUUGAGAGUGCCAACAGAGACGGGAACAAGAGGGUGGCAUCUAAGAUGCCGAAGUUCAUUGUAAAGGCAAAGCCCGCUGCUGCAAAUCCUCAGAAGAAACACAAGACUACUGAAGCUGCAGCUGCACGAGAUAGCGGUAAAGCAACAGUUGCAGAAGGGGAAGAUGAAGCUUCAGAAAAAGAGAAGACCAAUGUUCUUGAUUCCCUCUUCCAGUAUGACACCGAUGAAAGUGAUGACUGA
Molecule: messenger RNA, 969 nt
Organism: Aegilops tauschii subsp. strangulata
Lineage: Eukaryota; Viridiplantae; Streptophyta; Magnoliopsida; Poales; Poaceae
Biological process (GO): mRNA splicing, via spliceosome
Cellular component (GO): U2-type catalytic step 1 spliceosome
Source: RefSeq, a predicted model, not a curated record